UUUUGUUUUGGAAACUGAAUUUGAUUCAUGAACGAAUCAUUUAGUUGCCUGGUUAGAGAGGUUUAGUCAUUUAUUUAUUAGAAUUUGUUGAAUGUCCUUGUCGAUAAACUUCAUCAAGAAUCUUGAUCAAUUGCCAGUGUUAUUGACAAUUAAUUUUCCUCUCUAAAUUGAUGAUCAACAAAAGUGCCCAUACAAAAAAAGCCUCAGAAAAACACCAAACCCACCGGAGAGUAAAAAAAUCAACACCUUGUCUUUCAAUUAUUUUUUAUUCUAUUCUCUCAACUUUAUUCUUUUUUGUGUUUAUAAAUUAAUCUAAAUUAUUACCAAUCGUAAUCAUGGUUGACUCGACAAUUGAGAACAGUUCUCAAGCAAAUUCUAUCAAAAAUAACAGUGGUCGUAAAAGGAUAAAAGGCAAUUUAAGUUAUCGCCAUCUUUAUGGCAAUCCCAAUUUACGUUUCAAUGGUAAACCUCCUUCCUCAUCCGGAUUAAUUAAUGGACAUGAGAGUCCAACUCACUCUUUUAUCACAGAUGUAGCUGAUGUCCGGCAAAUGGAACAAGGAUUAUUAAGAUUACUCAGUGAUUUUCAUUCUGGAAAGUUACAAGCCUUCGGUCAAGAUAUAACCUUUGAGAAAAUGGAAAGUGUCAGAGAGCAGCAAGAAAAACUUGCUCGACUUCAUUUUGAUUUGAACAAUCAACAAGAAUUACAAGACACUGAGGAUGGACGUCGUUUAGCCAAGGAAAACAUGUCCAAGUUAAUUGAAAGUCUUCAACAAUUAAGUUUCUCAAUUGAACAAUUACAAUCUCGAUCAACUGGAAGGACAUCAACUUUCAAAACUUAAUUAUUCAACUUUAAUUGUGAUACUCAAACAAUCAUAUCUCGUUACUCGACAAUCUAUUUAAUCUUCUAAUGGACUCGACUGAUCAUGUUACCAGAAUCAGAGAAACAAUUGAAAGAAGAUCGUUAAUCUUAAUUUUGUUACUUUUAAUCGGCUCUUUUUGGUAACCAAAUUUCCUUACCUGUGAUUAUUUCAUCAUUAUUCAUUUUGAUUCAUUUAUUUUCCUUAAUCAAUUUUUUUAAUCAUUUUCGUUCCCUUUUUUUUUGAUCCAAACAACAUGAAGAACAUGGGAAAUAGUGUAUCAUGAAUAUUGAAGACAAAGAGAAUAAAUUUUUUCUACUAAUGUAA
This is a messenger RNA of Panonychus citri (citrus red mite), 1184 nucleotides long. Its product is annotated as coiled-coil domain-containing protein 28B-like. Bases 336 to 839 code for a protein of 167 amino acids. The record is from RefSeq and is a predicted model, not a curated record. The transcript is spliced from 6 exons. Lineage: Eukaryota; Metazoa; Arthropoda; Arachnida; Trombidiformes; Tetranychidae.